This is a messenger RNA of Phytomonas sp. Hart1, 2296 nucleotides long. The record is from the annotation of a GenBank genome assembly. NCBI's taxonomy places the organism in Eukaryota, Euglenozoa, Kinetoplastea, Trypanosomatida, Trypanosomatidae.
UAUUAAUGAUAAUAAAGCAUGCAUAUAUAGUAUAUGUACAGUAGAUUAUUCACUAAGCAAAUGACCAAAAUAAGCCUUGUUCUCCAAACCAAUAUCAACUUUAGAAAUCAAACUUAAUCCUUCUUGGAUAUUUUUGAUGAGUUGAAUUUUUCUAACUGGAAUGUACACUCUGAUCACGUUGAAAGUUGUGUAUUGAGUUGUACCAGCUAACCUAGUUCAUUUAUAUAGAAGUCGUUAUAAUCAUUUUAUAAUAUUACCCUUGAUAUAUCAUCUUUCUACUCAGUUCUUUUAUAUUUGCUAUAAUUAUAGACCCUUCUUAAAAUGUUAUACAUUUCCAAAGGUUGGAGUAAUUGGACUAGUUUCCUUACAUAAGUUUAUAUUUUAUAGUGCUGAAAAUGUUAGGUUUAUAUUUAGCAACUUUUGUGAGAUGUGGAAAAGUGAUGUUUUUUUUCUACUUAACCUGGCAUAUAUACAUUAUAGCUACUUCCUUUAGUGGUGAAUAGUCUAGAUUUAUAUAUUCAGUAAUAUUAAACUUAGCUUCAAUGCCCUAUCAUUUCGUUUUAGUAUCGAAAAUGGGUGAUUCAUGGUUUUCCUUCAUUUAUAUUGAUAAAUCUUAAUUUGAAAUACAAGUGGAACUUUGGUAUGGAUAAGAAGUGAAGUGUAUUGAAGCUAUCGACUUGCCGUUAAUAAUUUACAUUUUUUUUAAUUUUAUUUUAUAUCGUAUAUAUUUUUUCCUAGUAAAGGUGCAGGGAAAACGAAGCGAAACGAGAACACAAAGAUGUUGUGUAGACGCACGAUGACUGGCGUGCGAGAUAUCAUGCGUGGUGGUUCGUUAUUGCGACGUGUGAUUGACUUAUCUACCAAAAAGGUGUCCCCCGAAUCAUUUACAUUGGAAUCUGUUAUUUCAGAAGCGUGUACAGUUGCCGAUGUAGCCUUGCCGCAGAAUCCCGAGACUCAACUAGAAAAUUAUCGGUACUGGAAAAAGCUAUGCAAAGCUUGUGCUGAGAAGACGACUAGCAACUAUGGGGGAAAAUUGCUUCGAGCGCGUCUUGUCACUGCUCUUUCCCAACGUUUUGCCGUUGACGAAAUAUUUCGUUUAAAUGGUAACGAGAUUGAAAAAGAAUCUAUCACAAAACCUCUAAUUGUGAUGGGUAUUCCGAGGUCAAACGGACAUUUUGCUGCGCAUGUCCUUUCGCGCUCCGGUCUAUUUUUGGCCCCACGUCAAUAUGAUACGCUAUCGCCUUCUCUCAUGGUUGAAUCACAACGUAUGCGUGAAUUUAACAAACGAUACGUGGGAUUUCAAUCUAUUAACCCUGAUUUCCGUUGUGUGCGCUUGCUAAAGGCAAACCAAAUAGACGAUGAUUUGACUUUACAUCUCAUGACCCCGCAGUGUUAUGCCUGGGGCCUCCUCCAUGGAUUAGACGAAUACCUUUUGGAAUGUCUCGACGAAGAUCAGACUCCGGUUUACAUGAAUCUCAAACGUACUUUACAACUUUUCCAAUGGCUUAGAAAGUGUGGACACUUUUCAGAUCCUGUAGUACGCGAACAUGAACCUAUUGACAACCCGCUUGAAACUCAAGCCUAUGGCACUAAAAAUUCUAUUAUCAGACCACAGUAUAUACUUUAUAGUCCCUUUGCCAUCUUAAGCUCCGAUGCAAUUAAUGAGACGUUUCCAGACAUGCUAGCAAUUUGGGUUCACCGUGCGCUCGCACAGUGUAUUCCCUCCCUUUGUUCUAGUCUUUGCUUGCACAACUCCCUUUAUACUGGCAAACCCCCCACGGAUUCUCAGCUUGCGAGCAUGGGCGAGAAGGUCCUCGGUAUCUUCGGAUCCGGCACCGAGUAUGCAAUUGAGUAUUACGGUAAGUUUGACCAAAAGCGUAUGGCUCAUUGGUCCAAUCGAGACCUCAAACGACAUGCCACUCGCCUCGCUGGAAAGACGCUUGACUACUUCGGAAUCAAUCUCGACCGCUACCGGCGCAUGCAAAUGAUUGACGGUCAGACAGAGUAUAUAGAAAACUUUCGCCCCAUGCAUGACUCACAGAUGAACUAUUUUUGCUUGCACGAGGGCAUUAUCGGUGAUGUAUUUAACAGCUAUAUAUUCCAGUUUGAGGAGUUUGCCUUUGAAAAGCGGCUUGGUGUAGUGGUCCAAGAGUAUAACCCCCUGGCAUCAGCGAGGGAUUCGUUGUCAAUGCGAUCAAUGAAGAUUGAUGACACGGAAGACAAGAUAGGCAAAGCUUUUACAUCAAAUCAACCUAUGACUGGACACUUUUUGCAAGAAUCAAAGGGGUUUCGGUAA